AGCGCAACACACCGUACGCUCAGUCUAGUCGAGAAGAAUUCCGUGUUAGUACGUCCUAGUUCUGACGCUGUGUAUAAUUGUUUUAAAUUUGUGAAAUAUUUACACUUCGCCUUCAACGUGUCAAAGGAGUGAAAUAAGGAGUCAGAAGCCAGAAGUCUUCACCCGCAAUCAAAGCCUUAAUACAUACAACACGAUGUCUCUAGAAACGUUGCCUCUGGAAAUAUUGGGCAUCAUAGCGAGGAAACUAGACACAAAGUCUGCACAUAACUUGUAUGAAGCGUGUCAACAUGCGAGAGAUGCGAUCAGUGUCCCUGGAACGAUAAAGGAAUGCCAAUUUUCACUAAACACUUUGGCUACAGCCCAGUCAUUACGAUCCCACUUCUUCUUGGACAUUGCAAGCAAUUUGAAAGUCUUGAAUCUGAGUGGUGUCCACGACCUGACAAAAACAUCCCUGAAGCAAGCAGUGAGAAGGCUCAAUAAUUUGACUUCACUCGAUGUAAGCUACACAAAUAUAGUGUUGCCAGAUUAUAUUGAUAUUUAUAAAAUGAUGCCAGCAUUGAAAAGCUUAGCAAUCAAUUACGACUAUGGGGAGGAAUGCUAUUUUAGCCAAGAAUUAUACUACGCAUUUCAAGACUCAUUCAAGAAUCUGAAAAAUCUUCACUUUGUUGGUACUGCAUUUGAAUUGUUGGCAUUAGAUGUCCCGUUGUGGCUGCUGAGCAAGGCUGAUCUUGACUGUUUAACAUUCACAAUGAUAACUAAGAAAGUCGAAUUACCUAUCCCCCCCUGGGGUCAAUUUAAGAAACAUGAUUAUUCUAUUUUGGAAAAGAUAUCAUGUCUGAAAUUGUUCUUCAUGCCAGCCCUCAUUCACGACUAUAUAUAUGAUGGCACUUUGUUCGAUCAUUUCGACAUUAUUAAUAACGAUCAUGUUGAGGUGUUAGCAUUCCAAAGUCGAAUGCCUAACUUAUUAUUUGCAACUCCGUUAUUGGGGAGAUUCAUUAGAAAAAAAUUCCAAACAAUGGUGUUACGUUUGGCAGAUUUGAAAUCAAUGCGUAAUGGAGAUGUUGCUUUCAUGUUCUGGAAUAAAAAGAGCACUCGUUUCGAUGAUAAGUUUUUCUCCAGACUAACAUCUGUGGUUAAUGAUUACAUGCCUCACCGUUUUCAUUCUGGUGUGCAACGGGAGCGACCAUCAGUACCGUCCAUCCAUAAAUCGUAUUUGGUUGAUCAACAUUUUCUGGACAUCAAAAGUUAUGAGUUUUGUGAAGUGCCAUUGAAACAGAGAGAAAAAAAAAAUCGUCAAGCACUGCCGUGUUUCGUUUUAAAUUACGACGAAGAAUUCAAGAAUAAAGAGAAAGACAUCCAUUUAGAAGUAUAUUUUAGAUGGCCUUUGAAAAGACCAGUGCCAGUAACUAUUAAUAAUUAUGACUUGGUGAAGAAAUUGACACACUUGACUCUAUUUGGCAAUGUUCUCUACACUCCACAGUUUUUUAGAGUAUUGUUUGAGAAUGCGAAAUUAGAAACAUUCGAACUAACCCAUCAGCGUGGGAAAUUUUUGGUGUCGUCACUUCUAAAGUGCAUGCCUAAAUGUAAAUCACUAAAAAACUUUUCAUUGAAUACUAAAAUUUCACAAUAUGGCUCUCUGUAUAAUACUCUUAGUGAUUGUAAAAAUUUAGAAAACAUAAAUUUGUUAAAUCCGUCUAAGGCUAAAGUAGAUUUGCCGAAUCCCAAAUAUUUAUUUAGUAAGUGUGAAAAUCUGUACAGCUUUACUUUCCAGAAAGACAUGCCUGAGAGACGGAGGGCGAAGGCAUUAACGUUGUACGAACGCGUGAGAAGUGAUGUCGGUAAACCAGCUCUUAGCAUUAGAAUUUUGCAGUACACAGACUAUAGCGACAGUCAAUACAGUCCGUUUUAUAGUGUGUUCGAUGAGUUCAGAUAUAUACCAAAUUAAUAAAUAAAUGUUUUUCUCUCUGUUUAGUAUUUCCAUGAUA
Molecule: messenger RNA, 1985 nt
Organism: Amyelois transitella
Lineage: Eukaryota; Metazoa; Arthropoda; Insecta; Lepidoptera; Pyralidae
Exons: 2
Coding region: 194-1945 (583 amino acids)
Source: RefSeq, a predicted model, not a curated record